AUGGCCGAAGAUCAGAUUCUUGACAACGGGCUCCCCCAGCUGAACCGCUAUAUCACCGAUCAUAGACCGGAUGGGAAAGCAGUAUUCAACACUGAGAUUCCGGCUCCUUUGAGCUGGCAAAAACUGCCAAGCGGUUCAGCAAUUGCGCUGAGCUAUAGCACGACCGAAUUCCCAGCCAAUCUGGACGGCGGCAAAGAUAUCGCAAAAUACCAGUCUUAUCUUCAGAGUCCACCGGGCCUCACUGUUCCCGGUGGAUCCGUACUACGUGUCGUUGAUCUGAACCCGGGAUCGCUCUCCCCAAUGCAUCGAACACUCAGUCUUGACUAUGGAGUCGUGAUGGAGGGUGAAAUUGACCUUCUCCUCGACUCGGGUGAAGUCAGACACAUGAAGCGGGGGGACAUCAUCAUUCAACGCGGUACCAUGCAUGCAUGGAGAAACCCCAGCAAGACGGACUGGGCUCGUGUUUUUUUUGUGAUGCAGGAAUCCCAGCCUGUGCAGUUGGAAGACGGAAAGACUUUGGGAGAGGAUGACGGGAUGGGAACUGCAUGA
Molecule: messenger RNA, 549 nt
Organism: Talaromyces marneffei
Lineage: Eukaryota; Fungi; Ascomycota; Eurotiomycetes; Eurotiales; Trichocomaceae
Exons: 1
Coding region: 1-549 (182 amino acids)
Source: RefSeq, a predicted model, not a curated record